AUGCAAUUGCCUUCAAUAAUUGCAAGCAAUUGGAAUGUGGGCCUUCGGCAGAUGAAUAUGAUGGACCACAGGGGCAACCAAGAGCUGGAUGUGGUGUUUGGGAUCAUAGUGGAGAGGAAGCGGAGACUGAUUAGUAGGCUUAAAGGUAUACAAAGGGCAAUAAAGAAUAAAAGUACCAAAAACUUGAGGAAAUUAGAACCGGAGCUUCAGUUAGAGUUGGAGAAGUUGCUUAAUUUGGAGGAAUUGCUAUGGAAACAACGAUCAAGAAGUGAAUGGAUUAUGGAUGGAGACCGUAAUGCUAAGUAUUUUCAUAAUCAUGCGCGAGCAAAGCAGGAGCACAUUAGAAUCAAGGGGUUAAGUGUAGCAAAUGGUGAAUGGUUCUAUGAUACUGAAAUCCUUAAGGUGGAGGCGGUUGCAUAUUAUCAAUGCAUAUACUCGACUGAAAUUGAUGAGUUGGAACCACUACCUGACUAUGGUCUUUUCAAGGGGUUAUCUGCUAAUGUGAAACAAACACUCCUGUCUAGGGUUAAUAAAGAGGAAUUAAAUGGUGCUUUGGAUUCGAUGGCACCGUUGAAAGCUCUGGGGAUUAACGGGAUUCAUGCCAAAUUCUUUUAA
This is a messenger RNA of Gossypium raimondii (Peruvian cotton), 615 nucleotides long. RefSeq lists its product as uncharacterized. The coding region runs from base 1 to 615 and encodes 204 amino acids. The transcript is spliced from 2 exons. Lineage: Eukaryota; Viridiplantae; Streptophyta; Magnoliopsida; Malvales; Malvaceae. The record is from RefSeq and is a predicted model, not a curated record.